Molecule: messenger RNA, 627 nt
Organism: Drosophila navojoa
Lineage: Eukaryota; Metazoa; Arthropoda; Insecta; Diptera; Drosophilidae
Product: alanine and glycine-rich protein-like
Source: RefSeq, a predicted model, not a curated record
AUGCAACAGGGUAUUUCAAUUGGUUGUCGAGCAGCUGCGCUGACGGGUGAGCGCGCGUCGCUGGCCCAGCGGUGCUUUGUGUUUGCCGCUGGGCGCGUGCUGGCUGUUUGGGGCAUUGGAUCCGGAAGCGGAAGUGCUCAUAGUUGGCUGGCGGUGCAUAGUGCGGGCAGCAGCAACACGGCAACAACGGCGGCCAGAAUUUUUUCACGUUUGGAUAGUGUCGAGGAGGUGCAACGCGGUCGCAGUGGCAGCGCUGUUGGAAUAACGCCCGGCGGUGGUGCAGUGGCAGCGGCAGCGGCAGCGGUGGCAGCGGGUUCACCAGCCAGAACCGGCGGUGGGGGAGUGGGCGCGGGCUUGGGCAAUGCGGCAGGAGCGCGUAAUCGCAGCGCCAGCACAAUACUCGAGCUCAGUCAGAGCCAACUAGGAGCGCACACGCGCAAGUAUUCGAGCGGCGGCGGCGCAGCACUUCUCGCUGGCGAUGUGAAUGGAUACGGAGACAACGCGUCAACUGCGAAAUGCGACACAUUUAAUGGCGUUGGAGCGAGUGCAGUGGCGCAUCAUCGGGUAACGAGUCGGGCGUUGCGGCUAGUGCGGGCGGCGGAGCUGGUGGCUCAGCGCCAACAAUAG